GCUCAGUAGACCCUCGGCGCGCGUGCUGCGUGCGCGUCCGCGAGUGAUGACACAGUGCCAGUGAAGUGCCGUGAACUAUGGUGGCCAUGGUCGCUUCAGCCUCAGGAUACGGCACCCUGCGCCGCUUCUUAAGCGCCCCUGAAGGCCAUGAGAUGACCGCCGUCGUACCCGGCGCCUCCAUCGCCGUCUCGUCGAAGCAGCGCGCAUCGAUCAAAUGGCUGCUGUCGAAGGCGUUCAACAACAGGGUCCCGGAUAACCUGCAGGAGCCCUUUUACAGGGACCAUGAGGACCAGGAACACCUCAAGCCACCUAUAGUUGGGGGUCUCGCCAACGCCGAGAUCUACUGUCUGGCGUUAGCGAACAUGUACUCAGACCCCAACUAUCACAGCCUCAACCACUGGAACAUAUUACAGACCCUAGCGCGGAAAGGCGUACACGUGCCAGAUCCGCCUGACUGCGCGCUUACGGAGACAGUGCUGCUUCAGAACAAUCCGCUCAAAAUGACUGCACACAUGUCGGUGAUAGAAGCUUUAAUGGUGCUGUACGCACGAGAGGUAGUCACGUUAGACAGGGUGUCGGCGGCAGCACAAAGAUUCGGCACGAGUCAACCCAUAAACAACUCCAAUGUGCCGCACGAAGACGGGCUCCUUUGCUGGAUCAACGCGGCCUGCGCGGCGCUCAACAAGGCUGAGGAAGAUCAGUCAUCACAAGUCCCCAUGGUGAAGAACCUGCAAGAGCUCUGCGACGGCACGGCGCUCGCGGCUCUCAUCUCCUUCUACUGUCCCGACGCGCUGCCCCGCUCCGCCGUGCGCGUCGGCCGCAUGGCCUCCAUACAGGACUGCCUACACAACCUCAUGCUGGUCUACGACUUCUGCCAGACGUGUCUGCCGCACAACGUGUUCCACAUGCUGCCCGAGGACGUGACGUAUAUGCGGGGAUCAAUGCGACAAAACUUAAUAGCAAUGCUAGCCGAUCUCUUCAACAUGCUAGAAGUGCACCCAGUCAAAUCCGUCAAGUACCCCGGCGUCGCGCGCUCGGACAGCAACGAGCACGGCGUGCGCCACAAGCGCUGCCUGCCGCCGCCGCCGCCGGCGCCCAUCCCCGACCUGCGCGCCGACCAGCCGGCGUCGGCGCAGGCGCUGGCGCCCUUCACAGUGCCGCGAUCUCCGUCCGCUUGCGGCAUGCGUCCGCGCGUGCCCACGGGGCGCUCUGCGUGCUCGACGCCGGAGCGGCGGAGCUGCAGUCCGCAGAGAGAGGAGUUCGUGGUGCAUCGAGGGAGGGGGAUCACCACGCUAUCGUCCAUCGCGAGGAGAGAAGAUGACAACGUCGUGGACCCAAAUCAAACCGCCGCCGGCCGUCCGUCCAACUACCAAACCCAAAACUCCUUUGCCGGUCGGCGCUCAAGACGAUCCUCAAUCACAGAUGACAGUCAACUCACCGUCGAAAAUUUUGGAGGGUCGCAAGAUCGAUUGCAUUUUGCUGGGAGGAAUCCAGAGAAAGAGCUAGCGACAGUGGCGAAUGUUCGGAAGAUAUCUGCCCCGGCUGGUCCCCUAGACAGCUACAACCCUCCCCUCCGCUCGUCCCGGCAAGACAUCCGCGGCUCCAUCAACUUCUUCCACGGCGACUUCAACGGGGACUCCGAGCCCGACCGGCCCAUGCGGCGGCAGCUCAGCUCCGACACUGGGGACUCCGAGCCCGACCGGCCCAUGCGGCGGCAGCUCAGCUCCGACACUAUCAACUCCAACAACCACUUCAGCCAUAAAGGCGGUGGUGACGGUUUCUACCUAAACCGAGACUCCACCGACGGCGACAUAACCAAGACCAGCUUCGCGGACCUCAAGUUCAGAAACGGAGAUCAAGUGUGGGGUUCCCCAGGGGCGGGCGCGGAGGAGGCGGCGGCGCGGCGCGCGGGCGCCACGCUGGGCUCGCCGCCGCCCGCCACCACCACGUGGCAGCAGCAGUGCCUGGCGCAGGACGCGCAGCCCAACGGCGACGACCAAUCUGACGACUCGUCACCAAGCGGCGGGCAAGCCAUGGCCGCGCAACUAAACAACAUACGGUUAAAGCUAGAAGAGAAACGGAGACGAAUCGAGCAGGAGAAGCGAAGAAUGGAGGUCGCUGUCAGUCGGCAGAGGCAACAGUUAGGGCAGCAGGCGUUUCUUCAGGCUGUUACUAGGGAUACAUAUUUGCAAUACCAGCUGGCCUCUUUGGGUAAGGGCGCGCGCACGCCGGCCGGCGACGAGCGGCCCGAAGAUAAGCCUCAGCAGGAUAUGGAUGCGCCGCAUCAAACAGUGGACAACGUAGCGUUGGAGCAGUACCAACAGUCAAUAGCCAAAAUGAACUCCAGCCUGCAGGACAUACAGAGCGACAUCGCGCGGCUCGCCACGCAGCAGAACCAGAUCCAGCAGCAACAGCAGCAGCAGCAGACGCAGCAGCUGCAACAGCAGCAGCAACAGCUGCAGCAGCAGUUGCAGCAGCAGCUGCAAGCUCAGCAACAGCAGCAACUACAACAGCAGCAAGCCAAACAGCUGUUUCAGCCGCCGCAGCCGCAGUCGCCGUUCCAGCAGUAUCCACCUAACAUUCCACAAUUGCACAGCCAAUUCAGCUCACAGCACAACGUGUCUCGCCCCGCGCUCAACGCCUUCGGCUCCACCCCGCACCUCCCGCGGGACUUCUACCCGCAACCCUUCGACAACUUCGAGUACAACCAGCCCAACCAGUAUAGGGAUAUGGAGGAUUAUGGAAGGUUUUACCUCCAUGAGAGCCCGCCUCAGCCGCAGAGGCGGACGUGGGCGCAACAUGCACAGCAGCAGCAGGAGAAUGAGCUGAGGGGCUGGCAGCUCCACCAGCAGCAGCAGCAGAACCACCAGCAGCAGCAGUACUCGCCGCAGCACACCCCUCCCCCGCGCACGUGGAAGUCCCCCUCCCCCGCGCCGUCGGAGCGCAGCUGGGCGCCGCAGGGCUUCGUGCUGCACGAGCGGCCCGCCCUCGCCGCCUCCGCCGCGCAGCCCUUCCAGGUGCACUACAGCAACGACCGCCACCACAACGGCACCGACCAGAACCACCUCAGCUACACUGUGAUACCCAACCAACACCAAUACUCUCAAUCGCCGCCGCUGACGACCAGUCCGCGCCGAUCGAAAACCCCCCAACGGCAGGGCUCGCUUCCAGAAGUCUCUAGAAGACCCGAGCCUGUCAGCUUGCAGCAGCUUGGAGCUGCCAGUCCGGCGCCCGUCGACGAUAUGGAACCACAGAACAUCUCCUUCAUAGGCAACGCGGAAGACGACGCCCUCAGACAAGGCAUCAACCGCCUCAACAUCACCUCCGGCACCAGAACGUACCGCAUCCCUUCCCCCACUAGACCCUCCUUAAGCCGCAACUCAUUCCAACAAUUAGAACAGGAGGAGGAAACGAACGAGAAAGGCUUCUACAUAUCCUUCGAUAACGAAGCGCCGAAACGACCCAAACCACCGCUACGGGUGAAGCGAAUGUCACCUAAGAAAGAAAGAACAGAAUACCAGAGUCCGGAACGAGGGAGUCCGGAAGCUUGGGAGCCUCAGGAGUUCCCUGUACAUCGGGCGGAGAUUAGGGCUUCGCCGGCGAGAGACGAGCGAACGGAGGUCUCCUCGGACGUCUCCCGCGAGACACCGCGCGAGAGGCCGCUGCGGCCCGGCGCCGAGCCCGCCGCGCUCGUCAUCGGCGAGAUGAACCCGGACCCGAACUCAGCAGAGGAAAUGGAGCGAAAGAAAGAGCGAAUAAUGCUUCUCUCCCUCCAGCGGCGGCAGCGCGCCGACGAGGCCCGCGCGCGCGCGGAGCAGGCCGCGGCCGCGCGCCGCGCGAGGGACGAACAGGUGGCGGAACAGCGUGCGGCGAGGAAAGAGGAGCAAGCGAGACGGCGCGAGGCCAUCCUGCAGCAGUACAAGCUCAAGAAGGCCAUCGAGGAGGCCGAGCGAGAGGGCAAGGUCCUGGACAAGUCGGAGUUCAUGGACCUGGCGCGGCCGGCGGCGGCCCCGCCCACGCGCCUGCGCGGCAAGCAGCCGCCGCGCGCGCGCCCCAAGACCAUACACGUGGACAGCGGCGCCCUGCAGCAGGCCGAGGGCAUGCUCGGCAGCAAGCAGCCCUCCUCCACCAACCUCACCGGUGACUAUCUGUGUGCACCAGGCACCAUGCGGCGCGACUACUACCGCGGCUCGCAGGACAGCCUGGCGGAGCGGGCCGGCCUCUACAGAGACUCGCCCGUGGAGGAGCGCGGCGGCGGCGGCGUGUCGCCCGCCAGCGCGGCCAGCGGCCCGCUCGGCCGCCGCGGCAGCUGCAAGACCUCCCGAGAGCGCGUGAAUGAGGAACCACAGUCGGCCCGUGGAAGGUCUAAAUAUUCCACUUACCAGAAUAACUUUAAGGCGGGACGGAAGUCUAGCUCUCUAAUGAACUUGUGCGACUCGGGGCUCGGGCGCGCCACGCCGCCGCGCCGCGCCGCGUCGCCCGGGCUGCGCGCGCUGGCGUCGCCCGCCUCGGGCCCCGGCUCGCUGCCCGGCGCCAUCGGCAAGCGCCGCCAGCACCCCGACGACGCCUCCGACGUCUCCUCCACGCACUCCUCCAUCAUGGACUACUCCGGCCCCCGGCUGUACAAGCAGCCGGCGACCAAGUCGAACCGCGGCAUCAUGCUGAACGCCGUGGAGUACUGCGUGUUCCCCGGCGCCGUGAACGCCGAGGCCAAGCGGCGCGUGCUCGAGGAGAUCGCGCGCUCCGAGGCCAAGCACUUCCUCGUCUUGUUCCGGGACGCCGGCUGCCAGUUCCGGGCGCUCUACUCCUACUGCCCGGACACGGAGCACGUCACGAAGCUGUACGGCACGGGACCGAAGAAUGUUAAUGAUAGGAUGUUUGAUAAGUUCUUCAAAUACAAUUCGGGCAGCAAGUGCUUCUCGCAAGUGCACACGAAGCACCUGACGGUGACGAUCGACGCGUUCACGAUACACAACUCGCUGUGGCAGGGCAAGAAGGUGCAGCUGCCCAGCAAGAAGGACAUGGCGCUCGUCAUCUAGGCGCUCUAGUCGAGCCGGCGGACUGACUGUUACUAUUGUAUCUGUGGAAGUGAAAAGUGGCUUUUAUGCUUGUAACUAAGUGUUUGGAAUAAUGGCACAAAACGUCGCGAUACGACAAAUCGUCAGGUGAAAAAAGUUGCCUAAUUGCAAAAAAAAACUAAAAUCAACCUUGUUUUGGUACAGUCACGUCUGAAAACAUCGACACGAUCGAAGUGCCAAAAAUAUGUAUACAUGACGUUAUGGCCCUUAUAUUAGGGUAGUGUAUACUUAUUUUUGGCACUUUGUAUCGAUAUUUUCAGACGUGACCGUACAGCUUAGGUUCACUGUGGCUUUGAACUUGUGGUCGUAAUCAUGAUUUCUAAUGACAUUAAAUGAUGAAGAUAGGCUUAAUCAACUACUUUUUCCAUGAGACGUUUCAGCUACAGUAGCUUUUUAAGUUUUCUAUGGCACAGCUGAUAUUAUUUUGCUAUUUCUUGUUUGUUAGUCCCGUGGGAAAAGUUGUUCAGGAUGGUCGCUAUGAGCAGUCACUUUUGUCAUUUGGGAUCAUGAUCAGAAUUCACCCAGUAGACUUAUAGUUUAUGUAAAAUCGCCAUCAGAUAUACCGGAGCGGCCAAGGUAUUCAUAAAUAUCUGCACACCUAUUGUCAAGGCGCUACGUGUUCAGAUAUUUUUAAGUACCUCAGCCGCUCCGAUAUAUUUGCUUGUGUAAUGCGCUGCCCUUGACGAUAUCUGCCGGCGUGUGUACGCGGGCUCGGUCGCGCCCGUGAGUACACAUUGGAGGACGAAGCUCGGGUCGGAGUCGGUUAUGUCGAUUGGUUAUUGUCGGUGCGAGCUGGUGGUUGACGUGGUUCAGCGCUUCGUACACCAAAGGAAUUGGAUUUGGAGAGUUGACACUGGGUUUUCUGCAUAUGAAAAUGCGUGUCGAAGGAAGAACGCGAUGAAAAUAUGACGAAAAAAUUAUGUUUAAGAAAAAUCAUGGCAUAUAGAGGUAGUUGCAAAUUCAAGCGAUUACUUUUAUCAAAUUACUUACAGAAUUUAUUUUAUAAAAUGUAAUGGCAUAAAUUAAAACGUCACCUAAUUCUGAAAUUAAUAGUCGAGGUCUCUUGCGAAAAUUUUAUUUUCUUUAAAUCAUUAAAAUUACGACGCUAAAUCCCAUUCCUUUGGCUCCGUAAUCUGCACGAAAGCUGAAUCACGUUGCACUCGAAUUGAAUCGGCCGUCGCGUCUCUGCACACAGGUCAUUAAUAUGUACACAUGUUUUAACUUAUUCCAAUGGAAUAAGACGCACAAUGGUAUACAUAUUUGUGACUGCCGAGUCGCGCCGGCGUCGGUGUUGUGUGACGCAGUGUAUAGACGAGACGUUUGCCAUAUGUAUUAGUGAGAUGGUCGAUAUUGUUCCAAAUUGUCACAAACCCCGCAGCCAAACUGUCGAUUGAGUAGGUACGAAAUUAAACUGUCCCUUAUCUAGAAUAACAAAUUCACAAACUAAUAUCGCUUAUUUGUUAUAAUAUUGUAACUCGUUAGUAAUUAUUUCAAUUUGACUGGAUUAAGAUUAGAUCAUUAUGUAUUUGUUUAGUGAGGUUCGUUCGAUUCCCAUUUUUACCGCUUGUAUAGCUAAAGUAAGAGGCGCUUACGGCGUAACGUACUGCCUUACCCUGUAAAUAAUUGUUUUGUAUACAGCUAUUUAUUAAAAGAAUGUUAAACGAAAUUGAUGAAUAUCAUUCUUUCAUUGUUUAAUGAUUGGUCAUCAAUAAAUAUACUACCGAUAGUAUAUUAUGGUAUGCAAAUAUAUUGUAUUAAUACAAAAACAUAACGAAUAAUAUUGAAUUUCAUAUUA
Messenger RNA from Cydia pomonella (codling moth), 6873 nucleotides. It is a transcript of the gene Patronin, whose product is annotated as patronin. Bases 78 to 5039 code for a protein of 1653 amino acids. Gene Ontology annotation, biological process: cytoplasmic microtubule organization; neuron projection development; negative regulation of microtubule depolymerization. Gene Ontology annotation, molecular function: calmodulin binding; spectrin binding; microtubule minus-end binding. Lineage: Eukaryota; Metazoa; Arthropoda; Insecta; Lepidoptera; Tortricidae. The record is from RefSeq and is a predicted model, not a curated record. The transcript is spliced from 30 exons. Gene Ontology annotation, cellular component: microtubule minus-end.